Rhodotorula toruloides NP11 is the source of this 702-nucleotide messenger RNA. RefSeq names its product NADH dehydrogenase (ubiquinone) Fe-S protein 8. The transcript has 10 exons. Gene Ontology annotation, cellular component: membrane. Lineage: Eukaryota; Fungi; Basidiomycota; Microbotryomycetes; Sporidiobolales; Sporidiobolaceae. Gene Ontology annotation, molecular function: 4 iron, 4 sulfur cluster binding; NADH dehydrogenase activity. The record is from RefSeq and is a predicted model, not a curated record. Gene Ontology annotation, biological process: mitochondrial electron transport, NADH to ubiquinone; mitochondrial respiratory chain complex I assembly. Bases 1 to 702 code for a protein of 233 amino acids.
AUGCAGGCUCAGAUCGCACGCACGCUCGCAGGAGCAGCCGCGCCCCGCGCCGCCGCCGCCGUCACCGCCCGCUCGUUCGCUACCACCUCCGCCGCCCGCCUCGCGACACCCACGACCGGACCCGAGCAGGCAGGCAGGGCGCCGCCGCACUCCAUGCCCGUCGAGAAGGCUCGCUACCAGACCGCCAUCCAGACGCCCGACUACUCAAAGGGCCCCUCGGCGCUCGACAAGGCCGCCAGUCUCUUCUUCUUCUCCGAGAUCGCUCGCGGUAUGGCCGUUGUUUUGGAGCAGUUCUUCCGCCCUCCCUACACGAUCAUGUACCCCUUCGAGAAAGGCCCGGUCUCGUCCCGCUUCCGUGGCGAACACGCCCUCCGCCGCUACGCCUCAGGCGAGGAGCGAUGCAUCGCCUGCAAGCUCUGCGAAGCCAUCUGCCCCGCUCAGGCUAUCACGAUCGAGUCGGAGGCUCGCGAGGACGGCGCGAGGCGGACGACUCGGUACGACAUCGACAUGACCAAGUGCAUUUACUGCGGCUUCUGCCAGGAGGCUUGCCCGGUCGACGCCAUCGUCGAGUCGCACAACACGGAGUACACGACCGAGACCCGCGAGGAGCUCCUCUACAACAAGGAGAAGCUGCUCGCGAAUGGAGACCGCAUGGAGGCUGAGCUCGCUGCUGCGAUCCAGUCGGAGCACCCCUACCGGUAA